Molecule: messenger RNA, 2176 nt
Organism: Dendronephthya gigantea
Lineage: Eukaryota; Metazoa; Cnidaria; Anthozoa; Malacalcyonacea; Nephtheidae
Product: neural cell adhesion molecule 1-like
Exons: 10
Coding region: 109-2016 (635 amino acids)
Cellular component (GO): neuron projection
Source: RefSeq, a predicted model, not a curated record
UAGAUCAUAUAAACGAGAAUUGAUAAAUAUUGGUCAUUGUUACGUUUGGUGGACCUCGUGGGAGUAUUAAUAAACUACUUCGAAGUACCAGUUUGAACUGUUCACGUAAUGGCAAACUUCAUCUUCGGAAUUACCGCCUUAAUUGUUCUAAAUGUUCUAAUAGCUUCGUGCAAAGGCAAAUUAAGUCCACCACUCGACGGCGACAACUUGGUUUUCGUAAAUGGAUCCACAGCAAAAAUACAGUGGUCAGUCAGCGAUGGCUUAUCAGAAGAGCAGUUUCGUUAUUGGGCCUUUUCAAGCGGCGACGGGUCGGAAAAUGCUGUAGAACUAGCGAGAAUAGUUGAUGAUGGCGUUGUCGUGAAUCAAAACAGCCCGCUUGACUUUGAAAUAGAAAAGCCAGCGACGUUAGUGUUAAAAAACGUCAGUCAAAAUUAUAAUGGAGAGUUCAGAUUUAUACUUGUUACAUCUGAAGACUGUGGUCAGUCGGACGUGCUGGUUCGUAUUGCAGUUUUACCAACAGUGACUGUCAGCUGUUCCAGCCAGGUCAUUGCAAAAGAAGGUGAUAAUAUCACGUGUGUUUGUACGGAACAAGGCAGCAAUCCUCCAGCCACUCUGACUUGGUAUAAAGAUGGCAAACAGAUUACUGACCAACAAAAGGAAAGACAAACAUUGAGUCUCAGUAAUAUUGAAAGAGACGACAAUGGAACGUACAGAUGUGAAGCCAAACACCUCGUCAGUGAUGAAGAAGAAUCCAUAGAAAUAAUAGUUCAGUAUAAACCUACCAAUACUACCAUUACGAUUGAACCAGCAACAGUUUCAGUUGGUGGAACGGUUACCAUCACAUGCGAAUCCUAUGCUCACCCUGAACCAGUAUUUACCAUAGAGAAAAAUGGUACCAAUGUUGUCUUUACAAGCAAGGAACAUACCAUUCGUGAUGUGAACAAACGCGACGCAGCAACAUACAGAUGCGUAGCAGAGAAUAAACAUGGAAUGGACUCAAAAUCUGCUUCUUUGGCUCUUGCAGAUAGACAAAUUCAACCGGCCGCCGAAGACAAAGUUCGCAUGGUUUAUAUUAUUAUACCGUCAGUGAUAGGAGCACAAAUACGUCUACCACGUGAUGGCAACAGGCUGAUUUUCGUAAACGGAUCAACGGCCGAACUGGAGUGGUCGUUCGACGACAAUGUGACGAACGUGCGUUUUCGGUCUUGGUCGUUUACUAGCGGUAACGGCUCGAUGAAGGCCGUAGAACUAGCGACAAUAAUUGAUGACGGUACCGUCCAGAACAGAAGCAACGCGUUCGACUUCAAAAUAGAAAAGCCAGCGACUUUAGUUUUGAAUAACGUUAGUCAGAUUCAAAAUGGAACGUACAAAUUUAUACUCGUAACAUCUGAUGGAUGCGUGAAGCCAACGGUGACUGUCAGCUGUUCCAGCCAGGUCAUUGUAAAUGAAGGUGAUAAUUUCACGUGUGUUUGUACGGAACAAGGUAGCAAUCCUCCAGCCACUGUGAUUUGGUAUAAGAACAACAAAAAUAUUAGUGAGCAAGGAAAGGAGAGACAAGCUUUGAGUUUUCAUAAUGUCAUGAGAAAGGACGCUGGAACGUACGAAUGUGUAGCCAAAAGUCACUUAACUGACAGAAAAUCAAUCGAAAUAAUAGUUCAUUACAAGCCUAUCAUCACAGCGAUAACCAUUGCACCAAAGACAGCUAAAGUUGGUGAAUUGGUAAACAUCACGUGCGAAUUUGAUGGUCUUCCUGAACCAAAUAUAAAAAUAAAAAAAAGUGGUAGCGAUGUUGUCUUCACAAACAAGAUGCAUACUAUUAAAGAUGUGAAAAAGGAUGAUGCUGGAAUAUACGUUUGUGUUGCAACGAAUUCUAUUGGAAGUGAUUCAAAAUCUGCUACUUUGAUGGUAACAGCGCCAACCACAACCCCAACUACAGCAUCAGCAUAUCGUCCAAGAACAGAAUGGAACAUCGCUUUGCUGUCAUUGGUGGCAGUGGGAUUAUUCUCGUACUCUUAAUUGUAUCUUCUAUAACUGUAAUAUACCGCAGUGUACCGUAAUAUAUCUCAGUGUACCCUGUUCGUUAUAUAUGGCGGUGUGUCUAUAAUAAUUUGUUUUGAAAAAGAGAUAUAGGUAAUAGGUAUAAAAUAUAUAAUAUACAUGAAACCUUGAAAGUUCU